CUAAGAUAAAGACCUCACACCAUAAAUUUAUCUGCACGAAAGUUAUCGGAAAUUUUAUAACGAAUAAAUUCAUUUUCGAUCGAAUCUGGCGCAAAGAAAUGUUGUUCAAAUUGUGUGUGCUAUUUUUCGUCGUGUGUCAAACGUUAGCUAAAAAUGAAUUAUAUUCUGGUUACAAAGUAUAUAACAUAAAAUUGGAGACAGUUGAGCAGGAAGAAAAUUUCCGACGACUGAAGCGUGAUGGAUUAGAUUUCUGGAGACAUCCAUCUUUUGAAAGGAAUACAGUUGGUCGUGUCAUGGUGGCUGCGUCUCAUCUGGAUUGGUUUGAAAAACAACUCAAAAAUAUUAACAUAAAUGUCGACAUACACAUAAGUGAUGUUUUGGACUAUCUAUGCGAAAAGGAUCCAGCUAGAAGUAUUGAUGAAGAAAUUGGUAGAGCAUUUGAUUAUAAUGACUUUUACCGUUAUGACGAGAUUCUAAAUUAUAUUGAAGAAUUACAAGCAACGUACGCAAGCUCUUUAACAACAUCAGUAGAAGUUGUUGAUUUUGGUACAACAUCUCAAAAUCGAAGACUGGUGUAUAUGAAAAUUAAUAGAAGAGAUUCAGAUGUUACUAAACCAGUUGUAAUAAUAGAAGCUGGUAUUAAUCCCAGAGAAUGGAUCACAAUACCGUCGGCUCUUAAUGUUGUUAAUAACAUUUUAGAUGAAACCCAUCCACGGUUUUUGAGCAAUUUUGACUGGGUCAUAAUACCGGUUGUGAAUCCUGAUGGUUAUGAGUAUACGCAUACUAAUUUGCGGUUAUGGGAAAAGACAAGAAGCACAAAUAGCAAUUUAGGAGCCAUAUGCCCCGGGGUCAACAUCAACAGAAACUUUGACAUUGAUUGGGGCUUCUCUGGCUCCAGCUCAAGUCCUUGUAGCAAUAACUUCGCUGGCAUUGCUCCGCUUUCUGAAACCGAAAGCCAAAUGAUUGUAGCUCUUAUAGAAGAAUAUGGGCCGAGGGUUAAUCUUUAUAUUUCUUUGCAAAACAACGGUGUAGUUAUAUCUUAUCCUUGGCAUUAUGAGAGAGCUGCAUCAGCUAUGUUUGUAAAUAAUCAUAUACUUGGCAUAGAAAUGAUUAAUUCUAUGGUUAGUAAUUAUACUCUCGGAGUAGCUGCGGUGGUCUUAGAUAGAAUAUCGGGUACAAGUAGUGAUUAUGUUAGGAUGAAUGGAGUAAGACAUACAUAUAAUAUACAUAUAGAACAUAGUGAAGAAGGAAGUGUUGUUAUACCAGCUAAUGAUAUUGCGAGAAUUGUCGACGAUGUUUGGACGGCAAUCUCAGUUGCUGCUGAUAAUGUACUGAACUGAUUAAAUUAAAUGUUAAUGUUUUUCGAAAAUUUAUUUCUUAAAUAGAAAAUUUCAAAACAUUGAAUUCAAAAUUUUGAAUUUCAUUUUAAAUAAAAAGAAAUUAAAAUUGACUCAUUACUUAAAAAAUGGAAGAAACAUGUAAAUACAAUAGUCGCAAGUUUUCUAUUAAUGAUAAUAAGUAGAAGUAUGUAAAUUAACUAAUAAUAAUAAUAAUUGUAAGAUAAAGAGACGUGAUUUAAUAAGUGAGUCAAUGGGUAAGAUUUUAAUGACAAACAAGUUUUUCAUUCACACCCUGCAAAUCGUAAGCUAUUAGAUCAAUCCACUUAACCCCUCAUUGAACUGAUUGGAAUCCCUUUAGAACAGGGUGAAUUCAAUUAUAAUUCUUGGAAUUUUAAACGCUGAAAAUAGGCGUUAAAUUUAAGAGAUUUAUUUUUUAAUUUUCGCGCAUAAAUAAUAAUGGAAUGAGGAAAUUCUGGAAUCGAACGGGAAUCGAACCUAUGCCUAUUUGCCUAACCAGGACAGUGCUCUUAACCACUAACCUAUCAGUCCAUGUGAAAUUAAUUCAACUCUUAACGUCUUAAUCGUAGGAAUUGUUUUGCCUUAUCCAUUUCACACACUAAAUAAAUCAUCAACAAGUAUGCAGGUUU
Messenger RNA from Plodia interpunctella (Indianmeal moth), 1987 nucleotides. RefSeq names its product carboxypeptidase B-like. The transcript is spliced from 5 exons. Bases 99 to 1340 code for a protein of 413 amino acids. Gene Ontology annotation, molecular function: metallocarboxypeptidase activity; zinc ion binding. Lineage: Eukaryota; Metazoa; Arthropoda; Insecta; Lepidoptera; Pyralidae. The record is from RefSeq and is a predicted model, not a curated record. Gene Ontology annotation, biological process: proteolysis.